This is a messenger RNA of Pseudogymnoascus verrucosus, 3174 nucleotides long. RefSeq names its product Kinesin heavy chain (gene KLP1). Gene Ontology annotation, molecular function: microtubule motor activity; microtubule binding; ATP binding. Bases 112 to 2925 code for a protein of 937 amino acids. Gene Ontology annotation, biological process: microtubule-based movement. The transcript is spliced from 4 exons. The record is from RefSeq and is a predicted model, not a curated record. NCBI's taxonomy places the organism in Eukaryota, Fungi, Ascomycota, Leotiomycetes, Thelebolales, Thelebolaceae.
CAACAUACAUCCACCUCCUUAUCGUCAUCGACCACCGGCAACGCCAACCGCGCAACGUGGCUCCCAGGGCGACCUUGUACAUAUGAGCCGUUUGCGUAGCAUCUAGCAGUCAUGGCGUCAACGAAUAGUAUCAAGGUCGUUCUGCGGUUUCGGCCGCAGAACAGGAGGGAGAUUGAGUCGGGGGGCGAGCCGAUCGUCACGUUCGACUCGGAUGAUACGUGUAAGCUGGAUUCGCUAGAAGCUUCGGGCUCGUUCACUUUCGAUCGGGUCUUUGAUAUGGCUUCGAAGCAGUCCGAUAUCUUCGACUUCUCGAUCAGGCCUACGGUGGACGAUAUUCUUAACGGGUACAAUGGGACGGUUUUUGCUUAUGGCCAGACGGGUGCGGGGAAGUCGUAUACGAUGAUGGGAACGGACAUGGAGGAUGAACAGGGGCGAGGUGUCAUUCCGCGUAUUGUCGAACAGAUCUUCGCGAGUAUCGUGGCCAGCCCGAGCAAUAUCGAAUAUACAGUACGGGUGAGCUACAUGGAGAUUUACAUGGAGAGGAUCCGAGAUUUGUUGGUCCCGCAGAAUGAUAAUCUGCCCAUCCACGAAGAGAAGAAUAGGGGAGUUUACGUCAAGGGGUUGUUGGAGAUCUACGUCUCCAGUGUACAAGAGGUCUACGAAGUCAUGAGAAAAGGUGGGAAUUCCCGAGCAGUCGCGGCGACAAACAUGAACCAGGAAUCCUCACGAUCGCAUUCCAUAUUUGUCAUUACGAUUACGCAGAAGAACGUCGAGACGGGCUCUGCGAAGAGCGGUCAGCUCUUCUUGGUCGAUUUGGCCGGUAGUGAAAAGGUCGGCAAGACAGGUGCCAGCGGUCAGACGCUAGAGGAAGCCAAGAAGAUUAACAAGAGUUUGAGUGCCCUUGGCAUGGUUAUCAACUCGUUGACGGACGGCAAAUCGUCACAUAUUCCGUACCGUGACUCGAAGCUCACGAGAAUUCUUCAGGAAUCAUUGGGAGGUAAUAGUAGGACGACCCUCAUCAUCAAUGCCUCACCCAGCAGUUACAAUGACGCCGAGACUCUUAGCACGAUGCGAUUCGGAAUGCGAGCAAAAGCUAUCAAGAACAAGGCGAAGAUCAAUGCGGAGCUCAGCCCUGGCGAACUCAAGAUGCUGCUCAAGAAAGCUCAGGCUCAAGUCACGACGUUCGAGAGCUACGUCCAGAAUUUGGAGGGCGAAGUCCAGCAAUGGCGCAGUGGAGAAAGCGUACCCAAGGAGAAAUGGGCGCCGGCUAUCUCUGCUGGUGCCGUUCAAGGGGCAAAGGUAGAUGCUCGUGGUCCACCUCGGCCGUCGACACCGUCGCGGCUGCAGCCGGAAAGUCGUUCGGAUAGUCGAGCAGAUACACCCGCCACGGACCGUUCUAGUACCCCCUCCAUCCCCAUCGAGAAAGAUGAAAGGGAUGAAUUCUUACGGCGAGAGAACGAGCUGCAAGACCAGCUUGCCGAGAAGGAGUCGCAGAUCGCGGCUGCCGAGAAGAGCCUCAAAGACGCCAAGGAGGAGCUCUCGUACAUCAAGGAGCACUCUGGAAAGACUGGUAGAGAUAAUGAGAAACUGACUGGUGAGGUGAAUGACUUCAGGAUGCAGUUAGAACGAUUAAAUUUCGAGAAUAAAGAGGCUCAAAUCACCAUGGACAGCUUCAAGGAAGCCAAUCUAGAGCUCACGACGGAACUAGACGAGGUUAAACAGCAAUUAUUAGACGUCAAGAUCAGUGCCCGCGAGACAAGCGCCGUUAUCGACGAGAAGGAGAAGAAGAAGGCCGAGAAGAUGGCCACGAUGAUGGCUGGCUUCGACCUCGGCGGCGAAGUCUUCAGCGAGAACGAGAGGACGAUCCAGAAAGCAAUCGAGCAAAUCGAUGCUCUUCACGAGCAGAGCUCGCUCGGUGAGGCCAUUCCACCUGAUGCUCUUGCAGAAAUCAAAACUAGACUUGUUGAGACACAGGGCAUCGUGCGCCAAGCAGAACUUUCAAUGUACGCUGCGCCCACUAACGAGACCGGGUCAAGGAGACGCGAAGAGUUGGAGGCCCGCCUCGAGGCUAUGGAGAGAGACUAUGAAGAAUUGCUAGAACGUAACUUGACCGAAGCCGAUUCGGAGGAAAUCAAGGGUAGACUCGAGAAGGCUUACGCCGACAAGAAGGACAUACAGCAGGAUAUGGUAGACGGCAUCAAGCAGGACAUCGCCGACAAGACGGCGGAGAACACGAGGCUAAAGGCAUUGGCUGAAGACUUGCAACAGAAACUCAAAUCUGGCGCCGCAGCGAACGGCACACAGGCCCCCGGGACGCCGAACGGCAAGAGCGUACAGCAGCAGAUCGCCGAGUUCGACGUCAUGAAGAAGAGCCUCAUGCGCGACCUCCAGAACCGAUGCGAGCGCGUCGUCGAGCUCGAGAUCUCCCUCGACGAGACCCGCGAACAAUACAACAACGUGCUCCGCUCCUCCAACAACCGCGCGCAGCAGAAGAAGAUGGCCUUCCUGGAGCGCAACCUCGAGCAGCUCACGCACGUUCAGCGCCAACUCGUCGAGCAGAACAGCAGCCUGAAGAAGGAGGUCGCGAUCGCGGAGCGCAAGCUGAUCGCGCGCAAUGAGCGCAUCCAGAGCCUGGAGAGCCUGCUGCAGGACUCGCAGGAGAAGCUGACGGCGGCGAAUCACCGAUUCGAAGCACAGCUCACGGCCGUCAAGGAGCGGCUCGAAGCGGCGAAGGUAGGGAGUACACGCGGCUUGGGGGGCGCGGCGGCGGCGCAGGGCGGGUUUAGCUUCUCGGGCGCGGGGGGGAGGGUUGCGAAGCCGUUGAGGGGGGGGGGAGGGGAGACGACCAUCCCGGCCGUGCAGGGGUUGCAGAAUGAGGGAGGGGGGAAUAAACGCACGUCAUGGUUCUUCUCGGGGCAGAAGUAGGAUGGGGGAGGGGACGGGGGGGAUGGUAAAUAGCAUGCAUAGAUGAGAUGACCUGAUGUAUACCCACGCGUUUUUAUUGUUUUCGAUAGGAAGAGAUGGAUUUUGGGAAGGGGGAUGGAUGAUUAGAAAGGUGGUGGGUGGGUAUUGGAUAGGACCGGGUGGGCGGUGGUGGUGGCUGGUAUACUUACACUUGCAGGCGCAGAUAUACUUGUCAUACAUACUCUCCUCACGCGAUAGCGAUACCUGAUA